Myxozyma melibiosi is the source of this 2163-nucleotide messenger RNA. Its product is annotated as gamma tubulin complex protein 3. Gene Ontology annotation, molecular function: gamma-tubulin binding; microtubule minus-end binding. Bases 106 to 2103 code for a protein of 665 amino acids. Gene Ontology annotation, cellular component: mitotic spindle pole body; gamma-tubulin complex; centrosome. Gene Ontology annotation, biological process: meiotic cell cycle; microtubule nucleation; cytoplasmic microtubule organization. The record is from RefSeq and is a predicted model, not a curated record. The transcript has 3 exons. Lineage: Eukaryota; Fungi; Ascomycota; Lipomycetes; Lipomycetales; Lipomycetaceae.
CGUCGUGGCUCUCACUCAAAAACUGUCAACAAACAACCGCGACGCGUCCCGCUCACGUCUGCUCUCGCCCUCUCACGUCUUCUGCAGCAAAAUCAACAACAAACGAUGGACGUGGCUUCGCGAUGGACGCCGGACAGCACGGUUGACGCUCUCGCCACCUCUGUCAGCUCGGUCUCUUUGCAGACGCAGGGCGACAUCCUUGCCUCGAACAGAGCCCCGACAGAUCCGCCGGAGACAAAGAUCCUCCGUGAUAUACCAAGCACUCUACAAGGACUCAACUCUGCAACCCUUCCAUUUUCUUCACAGGCAAGCAUCACUCUGCCUACCACCCUGCCUCUUCCCUCAAUCUCAGUCCUGCACUCCGUAGUCGAGCCCGCGCUCAUCUACAAAAGCCUUUUACAAUUCGUCGACUCUCCAAGCGGUCUGACCGGCCAAGCUUUCCGUCGAGUGGUCGACGCAGAGAUGCGUGGUUAUCUGACCCUCGUCACUCGUAUCGAUGAGGAAAUCCGCAAAGAACUACAGCACGAGAAAACCAGCCCUGAGUGGAAGCAAGGCUGGACGUCGGGAGGUGUCACGCUUAAAAAAUGCGUGUACUGGCUGAGAGAGCCGACUAUGGUCUUACGUUUGAUAGCUGACAUGGUGUCGAAAUGUGCAGAUCUAAACGGAGGCGAACUCAUCAACGAGCUCUACCAAUACACAUCUCACGGUGACCCGUUUAUAUCAGAUUUUGCAAACCGGAUCCUGCAAGACGUCUGCCGUCCGUUCUACGAGUUUGUCCAGCAAUGGAUCUACACCGGCGACUUCCGCGACCCGUACGCCGAGUUCUUUAUCCGCAAAGCCGGACCGCAGGAAGAAAAUUGGGGGUCAAAGUAUAGUCUCGAGAGCAAACAUGUGCCUGCUUUUAUUGAUGAGGAUCUGGUGCAGAAGAUUUUCCAGACCGGGAAGAGUUUGAAUUUCCUGCGGGCGUCCUGCGGCGAUGGCGAGUGGGUUGAUCAGCAUGGCGCGAGCUUGUCGAGACAGUUUUCGUACGGCGAAGAGGCAAAAGACUUGGAAGGUGCGAUUGAUGUGGCGUAUAAAGCUACGCUGCGACACUUGAUGAGUCUGUUGACGUCCAAGUUCCAGCUCCACGACCACAUUCUCGCCUUAAAGAACUAUAUCCUGCUCGGACAGGGUGACUUUGUCGCCAUGCUGAUCGAACUCUUGGCCCCGUCGCUCGGUCGUCCGGCAAAUACUCUAUACCGACACCACCUGACGUCUACUUUAGAGACUGCGAUCCGCGGCUCGAACGCUCAGUACUCUAGACCAGAAGUGCUUCGAAACCUGGACGCGCGAAUGCUAGAGUUUGUCCACGGAGAGAUCGGCUGGGACGUCUUCACGCUCGAAUACCGAGUCGAGGCUCCUCUGGACGUCAUAAUCAACCCGUACGCUACCCGGCAAUAUCUGAAAAUAUUCAAUUUCCUCUGGCGCGUGAAGCACGUCGGCUUUGUCUUGAACGUCACCUGGGCAAAGUCAAUCACCGGCGCUCGCGGUGUGCUGGGCGACGUAGGCGAUCUCGUGGGCCAGGACUGGAAGCUUGCGCGGGCAUGCUGUGGGGAGAUGCUUCAUUUUAUAUGCCAGCUGGAGUACUACGUGCUCUACGAGGUGAUUGAGUCGUCGUGGUCGGAGCUGCAGACCGAGCUAAAGCGCGAAGAUCUCACGCUCGAUCAACUGAUUGAAGUACACAAGAAAUAUCUCGAAAACAUCACAAGGAAAGCACUGCUCGCGUCUAGUCGGCAAGGGAAAGAAGACGUUUACCGCGGUCUCCUCCACGAGAUUUUAAAGACCAUGCUCGCGUUCUCAGACGCGAUGGAAACCCUCUACGCGUUCUCGGUCGAGGAGUACACGCGCCGCCAGACGGGCGAGCAAGACCAGGCGGACGAAGCGCUCCUGUCCUCGAUCCGGACGACGAUGAAGACGCUCAAGUCCGAGUUCCAGACGUUGGUGGGGAAACUGCUGGCUAAUCUGGCGUAUCAGAGUGAUAUGGAAAUGCGAUUUUUAGGAGUCCGGUUGAAUUAUAAUGAGUACUAUGCGGUUUCGAGAAAGAAUCGGACUACAGAGAUGUGAGGUUAUGUAUUUUUACUUGUGGUUGUUUGUACUGGCGUAUUAUUUUUUUUUCGUUAGACG